This is a messenger RNA of Engraulis encrasicolus (European anchovy), 2332 nucleotides long. RefSeq names its product BH3 interacting domain death agonist (gene bida). Lineage: Eukaryota; Metazoa; Chordata; Actinopteri; Clupeiformes; Engraulidae. Gene Ontology annotation, cellular component: cytosol; mitochondrion; cytoplasm. The coding region runs from base 116 to 727 and encodes 203 amino acids. The transcript is spliced from 4 exons. Gene Ontology annotation, biological process: positive regulation of intrinsic apoptotic signaling pathway; apoptotic mitochondrial changes; positive regulation of release of cytochrome c from mitochondria. The record is from RefSeq and is a predicted model, not a curated record.
UACGAGGAAAGUGUGUAGCGGGACGUUUGGAUAACAUAACAUAACAGCACUUUUGGCUGGCAAAUAACACAACAACAGGACAGAGGACGUGGGGAUCCUGUUCUGACACUAGGUCAUGAGCAUCAUGGACGCUACUGGGGAUGCAAGCAUGUGCACUACACCAUUGGUCUUCUUAACGUUCCUACAAGAAACGGGCUGUCGAAACCAAGAGCUGAAACAAGAACUGUUGGACUUGGAAACAGAGUGGAAAUGCCUCCAAGAUGUAAACAGCAACGGUGUACCCUCCGCGUUUACCGAUGAGGAUGAUGAAGGCGAGCUCCAAACAGACGGCCAUUCCCCAAUUCCAUGUCUUCGAGCGCUUGUACAGGACCGUCCCCAAGUGCGCGUUCCUCCACCAGUGGUUCCACUGUAUGACCCAGCUGUUAGGGAUGUGGCCCGAGAAUUGGUGCAUAUUGCAGACCAACUAGAAGACAGCGUGAUGGCCCGCACCACAGACAACCUCCUCAGAUCACUCCAGAAAACAAACUACCUGCAAUGGGGACAUCAUCUGUCACACGCGGUCGACCAGGUCCACGGAGCUCUGCAGCACAGUGGCAGCUUGGACAGCCUGCCCCAGGAGAGGGUGCUUCUGGCCCUCUCCCUCUCACUCAUCAAGGGGGUGUGUGAGCGCACCCCAAGUCUCCUGCGGGACCUCUUCCACAUCUGGCGGGAGCAACACUUCAGAUGACACACACGCACACACACACCUCACCAAAAACAUUUACAAUAUUCUCAGGUAGAAGAACAGGGGCCUAAACUACAAAGCUGAGGACUACAGGCUCUUCAAUUAGAUGAUUUACCUCUUAACUUAACCUGGUUUACUCCUGAACCAGCUUUGUAGUAUAGGCCCCUGAAGAACAUGGAAAUGUCUGUGUCAGAAGCAUGGCAGUGAAUUAUUAACUCUUGAUGCCAGUGGCACUUAAGUGUGUCAUUUCAGAUCCUAGGCAUAGAAUUCAAUUUCCUGUGGGUGUUGAAACAACACCCAAAAUGCUGAAAAUGCUCAGGCACUGCUGGGUUGUGUGAUUCGAAAAUGUCUGGCAUCCAAAAGAGUUAAGCAUAUGCUUUAUGGGAUGAUUAAAAUGACACAUAAGCAUUUAUGAUCAGGAUUUUUUAAAGGCUGGUUUACGUUAUAGCUACAUCACCUCUGUCCCUGAAAAGACAAAGUGCAAGUAGCAACUUGGACAUUGACACUUGAAGCUUCCAAAGGUUGACACUGCCCAGGUUUAAUAAAUAGUGAUGCAUUUAUGCAGAAGACACGAGAGUACACACACAAGCGAAGUUUAUCAAAAUAUGUAGCAAGUGUCUUUGUUUAUGCUUAUGAGCUGUCAACAUAAGCCGGAGACCUCUGUAGUGGGUGUUCAUUGCUUAUCAGCAGGUAAGCAAACAUGUAGCGUAGCCGCUUUAAGAAAGCCGUGUUCACUGGAAGACUUGGAUGUGUGCCACAAGAUAAGAGAGACGUCAGCUAGGGCAGUGACGGCAGCAGCCUAGUUGGAAGUGAGUCAUUGUAUGAAUUUUGUUUUUGUGUGGUGACUGACACCCAGCAUACUCUUCCCUCUUUCAAAAAAGGAGGAGAUGCUGUGUAAUUAAUGUAAAAAUGUUUGAUGUUUGAGUGACCAUCUUCUGUUUAUCUUGACUCACUGCCUGUGACUCCUCUAUUUACUCAAACUUGUAAUUCAAAGGGACAUGCUAGAACAUUUUAUCUGUCCUUCUCAUGCUUGAAAAUAUUUUGUUUACACAACAAAAAAAUGAAUUUGUUUUACAAAUUAUAUUUUUGUACAUUUAUUUUUUCAACGUUGUAUUUUCAAAACCACUGGCAGAUAUUAACUCAGUGUAACUGAGAAAAGCUUAAAAAAAAAAAAAAAAAGUUCAAAGAACUAGUGAGUGCAUUUUUAGCACACUUUUAGGAUGUGAAACCACUCAGAUAUGACAAAUGGGCCUACCAGCCCGCACAGAUGCCUUAAGCGAUGCACUCCCAUUUUUUUACAAUUACUUUUUGGUUUCAAAUCACUUUCAUACAUUGGAAAUAUGUAUUGUACAUUCAAACUUUAAUUCGUCUGAAAACAACAAUGUGAAAAAAAAAAUGAAAAAAAAGCUUAACCGCAGCCACGGCUGACUUCUGUUUGUACAGGAAACAAGAUUUCACACCUUAAAUGGUUUCCUUAUUGAGAAAUGCCACUUUCAUUUUCUGUUGAGCCCCUUAACCAAAAAAGAACUGUCAAUAGUUCUAAGUAUGUAUGUGUGAAUUGUUUCAUUCCUGUCUUUUUUUCUCAAUUCAAUAAAUUAGUUUAUUAAA